AUGCCCGCCUUUUGUCUCAGAGCCCUUAAAUUCUCUCUUCCAAGAAAUUCAUUUUACCUUCGUUUCUUUUCUCUCCAUGUUAGCUUUUUCAAUUCCCCGACAACAUUUUCGAAAACCCAUUACCUUCAGUUCACAAUCAAUGAGUACCAACUCCUCCAUUGCCUAUCCCAGUGUAGGAUUCAAGAUGCAAACAACCUUCUCAACAAAAUGCCUGAGAGAAGCCCCCAUAGCCGUAUUGUUUAUUGGACUUCGUUGCUGACAAAAUACUCGAGAAAUGGCUUCAUUGAUGAAGCUCGAGCGCUCUUUGAAAUAAUGCCUGAGAGAAAUACUGUCAGUUAUAAUGCAAUGUUGUCAGGGUUUUUGCGGUGUGGGAAGCUUAGUGAGGCAAGCAGGUUGUUUGAAGAGAUGCCAGAGAGGAAUGUUGUUUCCUGGACUUCCAUGCUUUAUGGGUUGGCGGAUGCAGGAAGGAUUUGUGAGGCAAGAAGGUUGUUUGAGGAGAUGCCGGAAAGGAAUGUUGUUUCAUGGAAUGCGAUGAUUGUUGGGUUAAUCAGAAAUGGAGAUUUGGAGGAUGCAAGGUUGGUUUUUGAUAAGAUGCCAGUCAAGAAUGUGGUUUCUUGGAACGCCAUGAUCGAAGGGUACGUGGAGAAUGAUAGAAUAGAGGAAGCAAGGGCCUUAUUUGAAGAGAUGGAAGAUAGGAAUGUGAUUACUUGGACAAGCAUGAUAGCAGGAUAUUGUAGGGCAGGUGAAGUAGAGGAGGGAUAUUUUUUGUUUCAGAGGACUCCGAAGAGAAACGUUGUUUCUUGGACAGCUAUGAUUGGAGGAUUCACAUGGAAUGGCUUCUAUGAAGAUGCAUUGUUGCUUUUUCUUGAGAUGAAGAGGAGCACCCACAUAAUACCAAAUGCAGAGACUUUCAUUUCACUUGCUUAUGCUUGUGCUGGUGUUGGAUUUCAUCGUCUUGGCAAGCAGUUACAUGCUCAAUUGAUAAUUAAGGGGUUAGAUCAUGAUGAUUAUGAUGGCAGGUUAUCUAAGAGCCUUACUUACAUGUACUCUUCAUUUGGCUUCAUGGAUUCUGCACACUUUAUAUUUAAUAAGAACUCAAAUAAUAAUAUUGUCCAGUCUUAUAACUGCAUGAUAAAUGGUUAUAUUCGAAUUGGCCAACUGGAAAAGGCUCAAAAUUUGUUUGAUACCAUGCCUGUCCGGGACAAGAUCACUUGGACUUCAAUGGUUGAUGGAUAUUUUAGCACUGGAAAUGUAUCCCAAGCAUGCUAUCUAUUCCGUAACAUGCCUGACAAGGAUGCAGUUGCAUGGACAGCAAUGAUUUCAGGGCAUGUCCAAAAUGAGCUUUUUGAUGAAGCUACCUAUUUGUUCUCAGAGAUGCAGACUCAAGGUAUUAGUCCUCUAAGUUCUACAUAUGCUAUUCUCUUUGGAGCUGCAGGUGCAAUGUCAUGUCUUGAUCAGGGGAUGCAAUUUCAUGGUAUGCUGAUAAAGACACUAUCUGACAUGGACUUGAUUCUUGAUAAUUCUCUGAUCUCCAUGUAUGCAAAAUGUGGCGAGAUACAUAGUGCAUAUAGAAUAUUCUCACACAUGACUUCUCGUGAUCUGAUUUCUUGGAAUUCCAUGAUCAUGGGAUUUUCACAUCACGGACUUGCAAAUGAAGCGCUAAAAGUUUUUGAAGUCAUGCUGGAAUCUGGAACUCAUCCAAAUUCGAUUACCUUUCUGGGUGUCCUAUCAGCAUGUGGCCAUGCAGGAUUCAUCAGUCAAGGAUGGGAAUUAUAUAAUGCAAUGAGUGAUGUAUAUGCAAUUCAACCAGGUUUGGAACAUUACAUUUGUAUGAUCAAUAUUUUGGGCCGAGCAGGGAAAGUGAAAGAAGCAGAAGAAUUCAUUUUGGGACUGCCUGUUGAAAGAAAUCAGGCUAUUUGGGGUGCAUUGCUUGGUGUAUGUCGUUUUAGUGAGAAAAAUGCAGACAUUGCUAAAAGAGCUGCCACAAGACUCCUUGAGAUGGAUCCACUGAAUGCAUCUGCCCAUGUACUGCUCUCCAAUAUCUAUGCUGCAAGUGGCCAACAUAUUGAGGUACAAAAUUUGAGGAAAGAGAUGUGUUUGAAGGGUGUGAGGAAGGUCCCCGGAUGCAGUUGGAUAGUGCAAAAUGGAAGAGUUAAUAUGUUUCUUUCAGGAGAUAAAUUAGACUCCCGGGGGAAUGAAAUGCUAUCAUUUUUAUUUCACUUUGGUGAUGGAUCAUAGAAGAAGGUAAGAAAUUUUCAGUUUAGUGAUAGAUCAUAGAAGGUAUGAAAUUUUCAAUGUUUGGACCACAACAUGGAGAAUGGAAUUUUGCUACGUAGCUGUGUGAAUGGAUAGUCUUACUUUCCACUUUCCAGACACAUUGUUGACUGGAGGAGAAUCAAGUUGCCUUUAUUUUCACUGUAUUCGGAAGGAUGCUUAUAUAUAUAUAUAAUAGUAGCCGACCCAUGUACAUUUACAAUCUCAAUAACCUGACUAGAGAUUUUGAAUCCUAGAAUAUAAUUUCUUGUGUAUAAAAUUGAGAAGUGUUAAUCCCAACAAGGAAAGAAGAUCUGGAAGCAAUAUGUACAGCAGUUUAUGAUGGAUCUCUAAUGUUUCUGGAAGAGUGUGCUUGUUAAACAGGAAAUUAAAAGGGGAAAAAGUUUAGUUACUUCUUUUUGGGGAUUUUUCUCAAGAUUCUCAUGAUUCAUGCAAUAUUGAAACAUGUCAAGCAGUGGAUGUUGCAUUCUCCACAUGAAAUUCUGAAGAAUUAAAAAAAAAUUCAAAAGGAGAAAAAAAAACAUUAGAGCAGUGUGUUUGUAGAAAUUGAGAAAGGUGAUCUGGUUAUACUUUGCAAAUGUAUUAUACUUUUUGACAAUUGGGGGAGAUGAUUUAACGUUAGUGAAAAUUGAACACUGGCAUCCACCUUGCCAAUGUAUGUUAAGUUGUCUAACCUGGUAGCAUAUAUACCACCAUUUUCACUGAGAAUUGGAUUACAUAUGUGAUAGAGAUGUUUUUGUUUCAGCAGGCCCAGGUGCUAUUACUCAUUCUGGCCCAAGACCAUUCAAAGUUUAUACUAGAAGGAGGAAGGAAGGAAGAGAUAAGGAGUGUACUACACUACUGCAAAUAGACAAGGAGAGUACUACACAGCUGGAAAUGGACGUUGGAGAGAAAUAUGGAGGAAGGGACACGUAGCUGAAAGCAGUUACAGUAAUAAGAGCAAAGCAGAAUAUAAGGAAUGAAGAAUAGAGUAGAAGGUGUGGAGGAAUUGGGUAAAAAUUGGGCAGAAUUGUUUCUGCACGGGAGUCAUCCUGGGGGUUGGGUCACCAGCCAUUUUUUUAUCUUUCUUUAUCUCUUUUUCUUGACUUUUAUUUCUAUAGUGGAAGCCAUCAAUGGAAUUGUAUUUCCGAAGGGGUGUAUUGUGCUGAAAGUCUAUCAAACCUUUGUAUUACUUUAAUACAAUCAAUCACAGUUUCUAUAUUGCUCUUA
Messenger RNA from Hevea brasiliensis (rubber tree), 3483 nucleotides. Its product is annotated as pentatricopeptide repeat-containing protein At1g32415, mitochondrial. Lineage: Eukaryota; Viridiplantae; Streptophyta; Magnoliopsida; Malpighiales; Euphorbiaceae. The record is from RefSeq and is a predicted model, not a curated record. The transcript has a single exon. Gene Ontology annotation, molecular function: RNA binding; protein binding. Gene Ontology annotation, biological process: RNA modification. The coding region runs from base 1 to 2238 and encodes 745 amino acids.